Molecule: messenger RNA, 810 nt
Organism: Zerene cesonia (dogface butterfly)
Lineage: Eukaryota; Metazoa; Arthropoda; Insecta; Lepidoptera; Pieridae
Product: cysteine proteinase 15A-like
Exons: 5
Coding region: 1-810 (269 amino acids)
Cellular component (GO): lysosome
Molecular function (GO): cysteine-type endopeptidase activity
Source: RefSeq, a predicted model, not a curated record
AUGCGUGUUCACGGGCUGAUAGUGACCGUUUUGCUCUUUAAUUAUGUGCAUUGCUACUUCAUAAAAGAUGGAUAUUCAUUGGAACUUUAUAAUACCAGCGAUGUUAGCUUCAAGGUUAAGCCUAUAAACGAUGGCCCAUUGCCGCUUUACUAUGAUUGGAGGGAAGAAGGCUUCGUUUCGCCGGUUAAAGACCAAGGGGCUUGCGGUGCUUGUUGGGCGUUCAGCGCUGUCGCUAACAUCGAGAGUCAUAUCAAGAUAUAUCUGGACAAGGAGGUUACACUUUCUGAACAAUUCUUGAUAGACUGCGAAGUGGGACGGGUCGGCUGUCAGAGUACUACUGUAUUGAAAGUGUUUGGGGAAAUUGUAUCAAUAUUCGGCGGUGUGCUCCAAGAGCGAGAUUACAAUUCCUAUUCCGGCCGGCCAGAGACCUGCCGCUGGCAAGGCAAACCUCAACCUGUCCCCGUCGUGGGGUUCCGUAGGGUGCAACCGGAUGAACGUGUUAUGACGGAGUAUUUGUUCAAAUACGGACCUCUUUCAGCGGCAAUAAAUUCGGCAUCUAUGGAAAAAUAUAAAGGGAAUUUCAUAGACGAGCCCUCGGACGCCGACUGCCCUGCCUCUAACCUAAAUCACGCCGUUCUCAUAGUUGGAUAUAACACUUUCAUUGACAAAACUACUGGAAAGCAAACUCCGUACUGGAUUAUCAAGAAUUCAUGGGGGAAGAGUUGGGGGGACAACGGGUUCUAUUACUUGGUAAGGGGAAGGAACGCCUGCGGCAUCGCUAGCGACAUAUCCUUUAGUAUUGUUAACUAA